Messenger RNA from Aureobasidium vineae, 726 nucleotides. The record is from the annotation of a GenBank genome assembly. NCBI's taxonomy places the organism in Eukaryota, Fungi, Ascomycota, Dothideomycetes, Dothideales, Saccotheciaceae.
AUGGCUGACCCAUUUACCAUCGCCGCGUCGGUGGGCGGUCUCACAAGUUUGGGCAUACAGCUUCUCCAAAGUCUUAACAAAUAUACCGGUUCAGCACUCGAUUCGAAAGGACGCAUCAAGGCCAUUUCCAUGGACAUCGACCUCACUGUUCAGGUGUUUCAAGCCCUGGACACGACCAUCAAGGAUGAUGCGAAUAGAGUUAUGAUGAAUGAUGAUGCCGAAAGACUUGCUCGGGAUGCCAUCACACAAUGCCGGGAACUCUUUACGAUGAUACAGUCGACACUUCCAGGAUUAGGUCCUGAUGGUCCGAGGAUGAGAAAUAAGAUCACCUAUCCUCUAAUUGAACCGGAGUUGGAACUUUUGAGGGGAAAUCUGGAAAAGGUCAAGACGACACUACAGCUCUUGAUGCAGGUAAUCAUGUUUGCGGCCAUGUCUAAGAGAAGUGCUGAACAAGCCUCUCUGGGACGAGGUGGGGGUGGCAACAAGCCGAAGAACAGUGCUAACGCAGGCAAGAAGAAACAGGUACCGGCAUUCACCAGAUGGAUGCUCGGAGGCGGCACGCGGCCGCGCCCAAAAGGGGCUGAAAACCCUGCUGCCGGUCUUGAUCCUAGUAGUGAAACCCUCGGCACGACCGCCCAGAAACCGCCAACUCUGGAUGAUCUGUUGGAGCAAUGGACCAACCUCCCGUCGGUAGUAGAUGCAUUGGAUGAAAACGAAGAAGCCUGA